Molecule: messenger RNA, 1137 nt
Organism: Zophobas morio
Lineage: Eukaryota; Metazoa; Arthropoda; Insecta; Coleoptera; Tenebrionidae
Product: phospholipase A2 inhibitor-like
Exons: 1
Coding region: 1-957 (318 amino acids)
Cellular component (GO): extracellular matrix
Molecular function (GO): protein binding
Source: RefSeq, a predicted model, not a curated record
AUGAUAGCACAAAAUUCUCAGUUCGUUCUUCUUACCACGUUUAUUCUCAGUGCAUUAUCAUUAUCACAAAACGUGACAUCUAACCAUGUGGUAAUCCGAUAUGCAGUUCAAAUUAUAUCUGAAAAUAAUCUGAAGAAUGCAUUGAACCCUUCUCAAAUAACCCGAAUCUCAAUACUUGAAGGUUCACUUCCCAUUAUUCACCCAGACUCUAUUACAGAUUUUCCUGUUUUGAAUUACCUGGUACUAUCACGAUCUGGAAUCGAACAAAUCCAUCCUGGCGCAUUCGAAAAUCUCCCAGUUCUGAAAAGAUUGCACCUUUCCGAAAACAAACUAACAACCAUCGAAGCAGGAGUAUUCUCAAACUUGAACCUGCUCUACCUCAACCUGGGCCAAAACCUAAUCGAAACCAUCUCUCCUCACGCUUUUGACAACAUGACGAAACUAACCAUGUUGGAUUUAAACCGCAACCAAAUCAAAAUUUUCCACCCAGAAUGGUUGCAAGGGAAACCACGUCUUGGUACUGUGCGUUUGGGGUACAACCAGAUCGAACACCUACCCAGUGGUGCUUUCGCCAACUACCACAAAAACGCCCAUCUUAACAAUAACAAAAUUAAGAGUGUUUCACGGGAUAUUUUUGGGUCUGAUGACAAUAUAACUUUUGGGAACUUGUUGUUUUCUCAAAACGAAAUCGAAGAGUGGAAGGAAGAUUUUGUGAAAGGUGCGAAAAUUAAAACUCUUGAUAUGUCAAGGAAUAAAUUGCAGUGUUUGGAAGGAAAGUACGAGAAUUUUUUUGUCGCGCGUAAAACUAGAAUUGAUGAUAACCCGUGGAAUUGUGAGUGUUUUUUUAAAGUGGAAAAAUGGGCGGUUCAGCACCAACGAGAACAUGGGGUGGAUAUGGCAGUUUGUGCCAAGGUAUGCCAUGCAUCUGUUUUGCCCCCCAGGCAGUGCCGAAUGUAGUAGGUGUCCAAUUCUUCCAGGAAACUUUACAUUUUUCGAAACUGCAUUCUUGUCAGUGUAUAUGUAGGUGAUAUUUUAUAUUUUAUGUCCAUUCUUCACUUUCAUUAGUGAAUGAAUGAAUAACCAUAUACAUACAUAAAAAUAAGAUAUAUUGGGAAAAUAAAAUUUGGUCCUGCUUGA